Vespa crabro (European hornet) is the source of this 2962-nucleotide messenger RNA. It is a transcript of the gene Br140, whose product is annotated as peregrin. Gene Ontology annotation, molecular function: protein binding. The transcript has 8 exons. The record is from RefSeq and is a predicted model, not a curated record. Lineage: Eukaryota; Metazoa; Arthropoda; Insecta; Hymenoptera; Vespidae. Gene Ontology annotation, cellular component: MOZ/MORF histone acetyltransferase complex. Bases 121 to 2823 code for a protein of 900 amino acids. Gene Ontology annotation, biological process: regulation of transcription by RNA polymerase II.
GUGUGUUGGUGAAGCUUUUUAUAUCAUUACAUUGUAUCCAAAGAUAUUGUAAAGAUGUUUUGAAUUUAAAUUUAGAAAAAUAUCGUAUUUGUGAAGUUUAUAAACAAAGUAUAAUAGAAGAUGAAUACUCCGCAAUCUAAUAAAAAAAAGAGAAAUAGAAUUGGUGUUCAUAAUGAUUGUACAAACAAUUCAAAUAAUGAAGUACUAAAUGUACAAGAAGCAACAAAGUUUGUUUUAGUAAAUCCAAUAGGUGAGGAUAGUAAUAAACCUGUUAAAAUAGAAAUAGCUGAAGCACUUCCGGUUAUAACUAUUGAAAGUAAUGAACAGGAUGAGAAAAAUUUAACUUCGAAGGAAAACUCUAAUUCUGAUAAAGAUAAAGAAGAUAAAAACACACUGAAUAGUUUACCUACUGCAAAAGUUAUAGAAAUAGAAGGAUAUGAAAGGCAACUUGGUGAAGCUGAACCUCUUCCAAAUUCUUAUGUUAGAUUUAUGGAACGGAGUGGCGAAGAGCUUGAUGUUUGUAUUGUUGUUAUAGGAGAAGUAGAAUAUGAUCUGGAUGAGGAAGAUACUGCAUGGCUAUCUAUAGUUAAUGAACGACGAAUAGCCUCAGGACUUUUACCUCCAUUAGAACCAGAUAUAUUUGAAUUAUUAAUGGAUAGAUUAGAAAAGGAAUCUUAUUUUCAGCAAGAAAGUAAUGGUGGAGUUGGUAUUGCCGCUGAUGAGGAUGCAGUAUGUUGUAUAUGUAUGGAUGGAGAAUGUCAGAAUAGUAAUGCAAUUUUGUUUUGUGAUAUGUGCAAUCUUGCUGUUCAUCAAGAUUGCUAUGGUGUACCAUAUAUUCCUGAAGGACAGUGGUUGUGUAGAAGAUGUUUACAAAGUCCAUCUAGAGCCGUCGAUUGUGUGUUGUGUCCAAAUAGAGGUGGUGCUUUCAAACAGACUGAUCGUCCAGCUACGUGGGCUCAUGUAGUAUGUGCAUUGUGGAUACCAGAAGUAAGAUUUGCUAAUACAGUUUUCCUAGAACCAAUAGACAGCGUAGAAAGUAUUCCGGCAGCUCGUUGGAGGCUUACUUGUUGUGUUUGUAAACGUAGAGGUGCAGGUGCAUGUAUUCAGUGUCAUAAAACUAACUGUUAUGCAGCAUUUCAUGUUACUUGUGCACAACAAGCUGGUCUUUGUAUGCGUAUGAGAACAGUACAACCUGCUAAUGGAGAACCAAUGCUAGUUCAGAAAACAGCAUAUUGUGAAACACAUACACCAGCAGAUUAUCAGCCUUCAACAAAUCCUGCUGAUGCAAGACGAAGAGCAAUUGCUAAUAAAAAGAGUUCAUCCGCACCAGUUAUAUCCAUACCCACAAUACCACCUGAGCGUAUAAAAGAAAUUGCUAGUUUAGCAGAAGGUCUCCCAAAGAGAAGUCAGUUGAUUCAACGUCUUAUAGCAUACUGGACGCUGAAACGUCAAUAUAGAAAUGGUGUACCUCUCCUUAGAAGAUUGCAAAGUUCACAUCCACAAUCAAGGCCUCCUCCAUUAGGAGGUAAUUGCUCACCGUCUCCAGAUAGUGAAUUACGCGGAGAACUUUAUCGUCAACUUAAGUAUUGGCAAUGUUUACGACAGGAUUUAGAACGUGCUCGAUUGCUAUGUGAAUUAGUACGGAAACGAGAAAAGCUGAAGAAAGAAUUAUUCAAAGUGAAAGAAAAGUGCUUAUGGUUUCAAUUACGACCUUUGGAAAGUAUUUUGCUUACAUUAUUAGAAGCUAUUAAAUUAAGAGAUGUCAAUGAUGUAUUUGGUCAACCAGUUAAUACUAAAGAAGUUCCUGAUUAUCUUGAUAUAGUUUCACAUCCGAUGGAUCUUUCUACAAUGCAGAUUAAAAUCGAGAAGCAGGAAUAUGACACUAUUGGAGCUUUUGAAACAGAUUUCAAUUUAAUGGUCAAUAACUGUUUGGCUUAUAAUCGUAAGGAUACCAUGUUUUACAAAGCAGGAUUGAAAAUGAAAGAGCAAGGUGGUUUGCUCAUAGAACAAGCUUGUAAAGAUUAUCCAGAACUUAAUACUCUUUGUCAAACAGAGCAAAGUGCUUCGAAAUCUAGAAAAAGAGAAAGAUCUAAUCGUAAUCGCAAUGAAACGGAAUUAAAUACAGGAGAAAAAGAAGUUGGUGCAGGUGGUGUCAAUCGAAGAACAGCUGUACUGUUUACCCGUAAAGCCAAAGCACGUGCUAGCAGAAGUGGACAAAUGUUUCUUCCAGAAAAUAAUCAAAAGAAACAAAGUGACAGUUUCAAAGUGUAUAGAAGCGGAACAAUGGACAGUGAUGCCGGUGAAGGAGAGAGUCAAUCAUCAAGUUGUAGUAGUUGUUCAACAAGCAGAUCUGCUACACCAGAUCCAGAAGAAGAAAAACAGAGAUUAAAUACACAUGAAACCAAUAAAGAAACUAACGAAAAAUCAGGAAAUAGUGGAAAGUUAGAAGCUUUACAACUUGUAUGGGCUAAAUGUCGUGGAUAUCCUUGGUAUCCAGCUUUGAUUAUAGACCCUAAUACACCUCGUGGUACCAUACAUAAAGGUGUACCUAUUCCAGCCCCUCCUGAUGAUGUAUUGGUACUAGCUAAUAAUUACAAAGAACCAGUUUUCCUUGUUCUUUUCUUCGAUACGAAACGUACAUGGCAAUGGUUACCAGGUGAAAAACUAGAAAAAUUGGGUGUAUCCCAAGAACUUGAUGAAUCUAAAUUAAUAGAGUCGCGUAAACCUGCUGAUAGGAAAGCAGUAAAAAAGGCCUAUCAAGAAGCUUUGCAUUACCGAAAACAGACACAUAAUACUACAUUAAACGCAGGAUCAAACAUCUAAUUCAUGCAUCUUAAAUAGUUUUGCAAUUUAUAGUUAUUUCAAUUUGUUAUAUAGUUAGUUCAAUUCACUCUAUAAUACAUUGAUUAUGACUCAUUCUUAAAAAAUACCUUUAAUGAUUAUAUAAUUUUAUAAGUAUAUA